AGUGGUCGUAGAAAUCGCGGGAAUAUGGCGGACACAGUGUUGGGACCCCUGAUAAUCAAGGCAAAUCCUCUCCUCCUCCACUCUCCCAAUUUUCCCUUCUUCUUCUUCUCUUUCAAUUCAAACCCCAAAUCCAAAUCUCUCUCAAUGGCUGCUUCCCGUCAAUGCCCUUGUUCCACUACCAUCUCAAGUCCUAUCCGCACCCAGCCUUCUCUUCUUGUCUUCUCAGGUGGUACUGCAUUUAAUGGCGUUGUGGAAGAGCUUAAGAAGUUAACCACUCGUGUUGCUCAUGUUCUGCCUGUUUCUGACGAUGGAGGCAGUACUGCUGAGAUUGUUCGUGUGCUUGGUGGUCCUGCUGUUGGAGACAUUCGGUCAAGAUGUUUAAGAUUGUCUGACCAAAGUACUGCUGAGGCCCUUGCUGUCCGAAGAUUGCUUGGUCAUCGUUUACCUCUUGAUGCACCUCAGGCCAAAUCAGAAUGGUAUGAUAUUGUGGAAGAAGAACAUGCUUUAUGGACAGGUGUGUCAAGACCAUACAGAGAAACAAUUCGAGCUUUUCUUGUUUAUUUCCAAAAUGAGAUCCUGCGUCGGCCUAAUGAAUCAUUUUGCUUUAGUAAUGGCAGCAUUGGGAAUUUUUUCUUUGCGGGAGCACGCAUAUUUUUUCAGUCUUUAGAUGCUGCGAUAUUUUUGUUUUCACGUGUUUCAGAGAUUCCACCUGAAAGUUUGGUCCUCCCUGUGAUCUCAACAAAUGACAGGCUUACAUUAGGAUGCGAAUUAUGGGAUGGGACUGUUAUACGGGGUCAGAAUGAAAUAUCUCAUCCAGCCAGUGGUACUAUGCUACCUGUUAAUAAGGGAUGUGCUUCAGUUCCAGCACUUUCUUCAAGAAUAAAGAGGGUGUUCUACAUGUCAAGUGAGGGUGGAAAUUCUCUACAUGAGGUCUUUCCCACAGUUAACUCAUCUGUGCUGGACCAAUUGAGUAAUGUGGAUUGCAUUGUUUAUGCUAUGGGGUCCCUCUUUACUUCCAUUUGUCCAUCACUGGUAUUGCGUGGCAUUGGGGAAAUUAUCUCUUCAAGGAGCUGCCCCAAGGUACUUUUGCUGAAUGGUACACAUGAUCGAGAGACGAGUGGCUUCUCUGCUUCUUGCUUUGUAACUGCAAUUACAGAUGCUCUAAGUAGAAAAUAUGGAGAUACUCAUAAUUGUCUAGAAAACUCUCCAAAUCAGUAUAUCAAUACACUUUUAGUGCCCAAAGAGGGUGAAAUUCCAAUAGAUAUUCCGUGCUUGACUUCCCAAGGAAUCUUUGAUGUGAUCUUUGUUGACUCUUUUCGUGAUCCGAAAGUGGGUAUAAUCUUUAAUCCAGAGUCAUUAAUAAAUGCACUCGCCAAUGUGGUGGGCAGACAUAUGAGCGCAAAUGUCAUGUAGAGUUGACUAAAAUUUGACAGCAGAAACGGAAUCCAGGAAGCAUAACCUUUCGCAUGGCUAGGAAUUCACUUUGAGUGAGAUUUUUCUAUUGAGGUACAAGUUCAACCACAUCAGAUAUGAGAGCUCAGCAGCAAUCAUGAAGUAGAUUUUUUGCACUUGUGAUUUCAAUUCAUCUGGUCUUUGAUUCAAGGAUAUAAGAGGGAUGUUCUGUAACAUCAGUGCCAGCUUUAUUUCAAAUACAUCACAGCACAUCAGUUCUUAUUGAAGGAUGUUUGGGAAUCCGAUGAUAUGUCUCACGGGCUGUAGUCAAAUGCUGUACAAAUGACAGACUUGCUUUGAUUCUAGAAUCAGACAUGAAACAUGUCAAAUAUGAUUGCAUAUCUGAGAUAUUUAAAGAACGCCUUUUUUUUUCCCA
Messenger RNA from Manihot esculenta (cassava), 1828 nucleotides. RefSeq lists its product as uncharacterized. Lineage: Eukaryota; Viridiplantae; Streptophyta; Magnoliopsida; Malpighiales; Euphorbiaceae. Gene Ontology annotation, molecular function: LPPG:FO 2-phospho-L-lactate transferase activity. The record is from RefSeq and is a predicted model, not a curated record. The transcript has 14 exons. Bases 25 to 1413 code for a protein of 462 amino acids.